This is a messenger RNA of Eimeria tenella, 4917 nucleotides long. RefSeq lists its product as uncharacterized. The coding region runs from base 1 to 4917 and encodes 1638 amino acids. The record is from RefSeq and is a predicted model, not a curated record. The transcript is spliced from 9 exons. NCBI's taxonomy places the organism in Eukaryota, Apicomplexa, Conoidasida, Eucoccidiorida, Eimeriidae.
AUGGGGCCCUCUAGUAGAGCCCUGUGGGAGAGUGGGCCCGACUCACCCCUAUCUGAAGAAGGCACGAGCGGUUUCGGCAACCCGGCUCUCCGAAGCAGCGGAGGGAGCCAAGCCUGCAACAAGGGAAAGGCCCGCAGCAGCAGCAGCAGCAGCAGAAGGAACAGCCAGGGCAGCAGCAGGAGGAACAGCCACAGCAGCAAGGAGGAUGGCAAUUUAGACCACCGGUUGUUUGAGAGACAGCCGAGGGUCCUUCUGCCCUCAGGGCUGGAGGAAGAAGAGCGCACAGCAACUGUAGAUGCAUCAGCUGCAACUGAAGCAGCAGCAGCAACAGCAGCAGCAGCAGAUGUAGACCAGAUUUCUGAGUUUUUCCCUUCUUUCCCCCCAGAUAUAUGUCUCCCUUCCCCCGCUGCUCGGGCGCCCCUCGAAGGCCCUUCUUUAGAGACGGCUGCUUCGAGUGUACGUACACUGGAGAGGUCUGCUGCAGCACAAGAAGGCAGCACAACAGCAGCAGAAGUGGAGGCCUUCGCAGCGACGGCCUGGGGAUGUAAGCUGAAGGCCACAGCUUCCCAUGUUGCUGGAGCUGGCCUCACUCGCAGAGGCAGCAGCAACAACAGCCACCUGCCGCAGCAGCAGCAGCUCCUCCUUUCUGAGCAGCAGCAGCAAGAAGAGCUGGACUCGAGCAACAGCCAGCCCGACUCGGAGUUUACGCAGCUGCAUGAUGUCUACGCCCUGCAAAUUGAGCUUCGCCAGCAGCAGCAGCUGCUGCAGCAGGAGCAGCAGCAGCGAGAUCAGGAACUGAGUGCGUUGCGUUCGGAGAAAGAGGAGCUCCUCAGGUGCAUGCAGCAGUGCGAGAGCAACUUUGCGGCAAAGCAGCAACAGCAGCAACAGCAGCUGCUGCUGCUGCAGCAACAGCUUGCCGAGGCGGAGCGGCAGCUUGCUGAGGCUCAACAGCAGCAACAGCAGAAGCUCCACGCCCAGUCAGUGCUGCAGGAUGCUGUGAACAAGGCGGAAUCUGCACAGGCCGAGCUACAGCAGCAACUGCAGCAGCAGAGUAAGCAGCAGCAGCUCCUCGAGGAAGAGGAAGAGAAGCGGAAGCAGCAGCAAACGGAAAUGCAGCAGAAACAUGAAAAGCAGCAUGCAGAGCUGUUGCAGCAGCUGGAUACACUUAAGAAACACGCUGCAGCCCAACAGCAGCAAGCAGAACAAAUGCAGGCAGAGAUGCAGCAGCAGUUGACCUUAAAGCAACGUCAGGUUGAAGAGCAAGAGCAGCAUUUGGAGGAGCUGCAACGGCAGCUGCAGCAGCACCAGCAGCAGAUAGAGCAGCAGCAUCAGCUAGUUGAGGCGCAAAAUUCCCUAAUAGAAGAUCAGCGGGAGCAAAUAAGCGCACAGCAGCAGCAGUUAGAUGAGCUGCAACAGUUGGUAGAGACGCAAGAUAGCUACGCUGCUCAGGUUCGCGAUCUGAAGCAGCAGCUCGAGCGCGAGAGGCAGCAGCAACAGCAGCAGCAGCAACAGCAGCAGCAGCAACAGCAACAGUCCCAUGCGAGCCGUAUGGAAGCCGAACUGCGCGCCCGUCUUCUACAGCAGAAGGAGCGCCUGCUGGAUCAAGAGCAGCAGCAACAGCUGCUCCUGCAGCAGUCUCUCCUCGCCAAAGAGCGUGAGCUACAGAAGAGGGAGGAAGAGCUUAACAAGCAGCAGCAAAGCCAACAGAGCGCGCAGCUGCAGCAGCAGCUUGAAAGAGCUUCCAGUGGCGAAAAGGACAUAGCGGAACUGGUAGAUGAUGAGGGGCUUUAUCAUAGAGAAGCUUCGCUGCAGGAAAGAGAGAAAAGCGCGCAGCAGCUGCUCCAGGAACAGCAACUGCAACAGCAGAAACUUGAGCAGCAGCGACUAGAACAGCAGCAGAAGGAGCAGCAGUUGCGGCAGCAACAGGAGGACCUCCAGUUGCACCAGGAAAAACUUAAUAAACAGCGGGAUCAGCUGCGGAAGCAGCAGGAAGAGCAGCAAAAGAAGGAAAAGCAGCUACAGGCCGCCCAGCAGCAGCUGCAGCACCAGCACCAGCAGCACGAAAAGGACAUACUGGCACUAGAGCGGAGGCUUGAGAGUCUACUGCAGGAACAACGGGAGCGUGAAGAUCUGCAGCAACAACGGAAGCAGCUGAAACAAGAUCAGCAGCUGCUGCAGCAACAGCAAGAGCAGCUGCAACAACUCGAUGCAGAACUCACGGAACAGCAGGAGUUACUGUCAAAAGAACGCACGCAACUGCAGGCCGUUGCAGAGCAGCAGCAGGCUCACUUCCGGAUGCUGCAGCAACAGCUGCAGCAGCAGCAGGAGCAGCAAGCGCUGUUGCAAGAGCAGCAACAGCUGCAGCAGGAACAGCAGCAAGUGCUAAUGCAGCGAGAACGUAAAUUGUUACUUCACAGAGAGCUAAGGAUGGCUGCGAGGUUGCAGCAGAAGCACCGAACAGACAGACGUGACAGCAGCCAUAGCAGCUGCAGCAGCCGUAGUAGCCGUAGCAGUAGCAGAGACACAGCAAAGGGGAGUGCGAUCCGUGGAACUCCUGGGCCCCUUCAACAGAGGCUUCAAAAUUACCAAGUGCAGCAACAGCAACUUGUGCAGCAGAUGCAGCAGCAGCAGCAGCUCCUGGAACAGCAGGAAGACGUGCUCCAGCAUCAGCAGCAGCAGCUGCUAGAGCUCCGAAGCGAGAAGGCAAGGCUGCAAGAGGAGCUGCAAAACCGGGCAGGCAGCCAAACAGGCCUAGCGCAGCACCAGCAGCCAGAGGGCCGCAGCACUGACCAGGAGUUACUGCAGCAAGUAUCGGCCAUGCAGCGGGAGUUGGACAACCUUGAGAAGAUCCAGCGCAGUUACGAAGCGGAAAACGUGCAGCUGACGCAGCGGCUGAAAGAGCAGCAGGAAGAGCACCAACAGCAACAACAUCGGGAACAACAGCAGCAGCAGCAAGUGCAGCAGCAACUGCAGCGUCUUGAAUUCCUCCUUUCGUCAAAACAGGAUGAGCUGCAGCAGCUGCAGCAGAUCCACAGGCAGCAGCGGCUGAAGUUGGAGGCAGCAGAGCACGACAACGCAUUGCUUCACGAAGAGCUGGAGAUGCGCUCCCGGCUCGCAUCGGCGGCCCUUGCAGAGGCAGAGCAGCAGCUGCGGCAGCAGCAACAACGGGGCGCGCAUGAAGGCGGUGCAGAUCAGGACGCUCAGCAGCAGCAGCAAAAUACUGUUGCAGUGGCGAAGGAGCUGAAGGAUUUGCACGAGCUGGUCAUUUGUGCUGAAGCAAAGGCUGCGGGGGAGCGCAUUCAGCUGGAAGAGGAGCUCAAGCGGCAGCGGGAUCAUUUUGAAAAGUUAAUUGCUGCCAAAGACACAGAAUUCCAGAAGCUCCUACGGUCUAUGGGAAGGGCUCGCGGCGAAACUGAAUGCAACGAGGGGGAUAUGAGCACCACCAGCAGCAGUUCUUCUGUACUGCAGCGGCGUGACAGCCCUCUACAGACACGCGAAAGCCUACUUCCAGCAGCGGCUGAAACGACAGCAACAGCUGUUGAAGAGAAGGAGUCAGAAGAGAAAAACGAUAGGGAAGAACUACUGCAGAGGCUCAAGCAGCUAACCUGUGCCACAGCAGCAAAGGAGCGCCUGUUGCAGAGUCGCAUUAAGUCACUGGAGCAGCAAGUAGUUUCGCAGCGGGCUUACUACCAAGCGAGACUCAAGCCUGUGACCAGCAGCGCGCCUUCCGGCAAAUGUAUAUCUGCAGCGAACAGAAGUAGCGGGAACAACCCUGACAGCAGUAAUACCUCUAGCAGCAGCAGCAGCAAGAGCAGUAACACCAGCAGCGAUAGGGCAGUGAUAUCGGCUCGUGGUCCCUUGUUCCCGCUGCUGCAUCAGGAGAACUGCGCCUUGGGGACUCUUUUUGCUUUUUGGCAGCUGUGUGAGCUGACAUAUUCUGAUUCCCUGUUGAGUAUACACCAGCAGCAGAUACAACAGAAGCAGGAGCAGCAGCAGGAGCAGCAGCUUAGAGCCCUCGUCUCUCUCGUUUUUCCUUCUGCUUUUCACGGUCUCCAAAGAGUGGGUUUUAAAGACUUCGAAGCAGCACUUCAGCGCGUAGGGUGCCACGUCCGUCGCUCGGACUCAAUCAGCGCAUGGCUGCUACUGUCCGGUGCACAGCAGCAGCAGCGUCACCUGCAGCAGCAGGGGAACGCACUGGUGGAGCAACAGAGAGAGGCCGCAGCAGCUGGCGCCUUUAUUGAUGGAGCCACUCUUCUGCUGAGAGCAAAGCAAACCGACCCGACGUUUCUAUUUUUUCACUAUGCAACAUUGCUCAAACGCCUGCAGCACCAGCAAGACAAGAAGAGACGCCUUAAGGAAACGGCGCAGCUUCUGAAACAGCAGCUUCUGCAAGCGCAACAACAGCUGAAGCAGCUACAACAGCAAGCCAACCAGCAGCAGCAGACUCUUCUUCCACAAAGCCGCCAUGCGCUGCAGCAAGCGCAGCUGCAGCAGAGGCAGGCUGAUUCCGCCGCCACUGCUGCUGCAGUCGCUGCCCCACCACUCCCCCAGCAGCCUUGGCUGGAGGAGGCCAUUGUGCCCACUAAUGCUGUGAAGCUUUUAGAGCAUCAGCAGCUGAGAGCGCCUCCUGCGUGGUCGCCGAGGCCUGAAAUGUACAUACAGCUGCUACAGCAGGCUAAUGCCGCGCUGCAGCAGCAGCAGCAGCUUCUGCAGGAGAACUGCACACUAAGGCAGCAGCUUGCAUCGUGCAGCACCAGCGUGGUAGCAGUACCGAGGGGGGGCCACCAGCAAGAUGUGCAGGAAGCGCAACAGCGAGUUGUGGCACUACAGCAGCUGCUGGCCGAUCUUCUGCAGCGCCUUAAACAGAAGCAGAAGACUCAGCAGUUACAAGGAGUCACUGCAGCGCAGCCGCUGUAG